UGUGAAGAGGAAUCUCUGAAUCGAUGUAAUGCUUUCAGCUACAAUCCAGCCGACGGCACGUGCCGUCUGUUCUCCGGUCGCUGCGGUGGAUCGGCCGGUAACAGUUCUCAGCAGAAUAUCGGACAUUACAUGGCCCGCUCGAUGUGUUCAGACCCCAGCAGCUGCGUUUGCCCGCCCGACUUCACGCUCUGCGCCGGCCUCUGCCUGAAGCGACUGGAUGAGGGGGGUGCAGUCAGCCACUCCGAGGCCGUCACAGCCUGCUCCGCGCUGGGUGCCCACCUGGCCGUGCCUCGCUCUCAGCACCAACACCAGUGCACCGUCGACCUCGCCACCGGCAUCCAGGUGUGGCUGGGUAUCACCAACACGGUGCUGGCCGGAAAGUACACGGGUUUUGACGGCUGCGGCGAGGUGCCCCCGGCGGAGCAGCACUGGGCUGUGGACGAGCCGAGUAACCCCGAUACCCAGCCGCUGGUUGCGCUCAGCACGAUGGUCGGCGGCGGGUGGAAGGUGGGCUGGCACGACCUCGAUGACCGCUUCUCGGCCUGGCCACUCUGUCAGCGACCGCUGAACUGAUACGGAUAACUGGCCGGAAAACCGGCAAACCGUCUAAAAGACCGGCAAACCGUCAAACUGUCUAAACGGCCGGAAAACCGUUAAACCGUCUAAAAGACCGGCAAACCGUUAAACCGCCUAGAAGGCCGGA
Molecule: messenger RNA, 703 nt
Organism: Amphibalanus amphitrite
Lineage: Eukaryota; Metazoa; Arthropoda; Thecostraca; Balanomorpha; Balanidae
Exons: 2
Coding region: 130-573 (147 amino acids)
Source: RefSeq, a predicted model, not a curated record